UAAUGAAAAUCGUCAACUCCAAGCUCGUCCGAGGAAUGUUAUUUCUUUAGACAAAAUGAAGGAGGAUCUGGAGCAGAAGGACCUUGAUCUUGCUGUGGCACACAAGACAGCGCGUGAGAAGACUGAACUUGCCAACCAGAAGCUGCCUUCGGUCGGAAAGUUGGAAGAUGAGAAUGCCAAGAUGAAAACCGUUGUCGAUGAGGCGAAGAAAGAGGCCAUGCAACUGAAGGAGGAGAAGGUGGCUUUGUCUGACAAAGUGGAUGUUCUCACUCAGAAGAGGGACGAGCUGGAAACUUAUGUGGGUAGUCUCGCCAAGAAGAUGUUCCUCAUUCUUGAAGAGUUUUGUCAGAAUUUUGAGGAGGAAACCGGGCGGAUCGAGACAGGACUGGACCCCAUCAAUUCUCGCAUCAAGGAUGAAGCUGCCAUGAACGUGCUGUGACUGGAAUCUCGCCUUGCCAGCAUCUUGGACUACGUCGCCCGACUAAAAGUUGUAAUGUCUCGGACCGACAAGGAGCUCUGGCCAGAGGAUGUGCUUCUGAAUGACCUCAAGUCACUGAUGACUCAACUCAACGACAUUCCUGACCGAGUGCAAGCCUGGAAGAAGUCAGUUGCGUGCUGCGAUGCCGAUAUGGCUCUAUCACUCGUCCGUGUUCAUUGCAAGGACAACAAGGAAGAGAAGCUGAAGGCUCUUCAGGUGGCUACCACCAAGAAGCAUCAAUUUCAAUCUUUCAUGGAGACCUUCAUCGAUGCGGCCACUCGCAUCACAGACGGUAUCGACCU
This is a messenger RNA of Triticum dicoccoides, 780 nucleotides long. RefSeq lists its product as uncharacterized. Lineage: Eukaryota; Viridiplantae; Streptophyta; Magnoliopsida; Poales; Poaceae. Bases 56 to 439 code for a protein of 127 amino acids. The transcript is spliced from 2 exons. The record is from RefSeq and is a predicted model, not a curated record.